Messenger RNA from Cheilinus undulatus (humphead wrasse), 3196 nucleotides. Its product is annotated as transmembrane protein 100. Gene Ontology annotation, biological process: cellular response to BMP stimulus. The transcript has 2 exons. Lineage: Eukaryota; Metazoa; Chordata; Actinopteri; Labriformes; Labridae. Bases 141 to 530 code for a protein of 129 amino acids. The record is from RefSeq and is a predicted model, not a curated record.
GCUGCCAGAGAGCCAGCAGGCACUGUACAGAGAAACAGCCUGAGAGGGAGGCAGAGAAGGGGAAAGUGCUAGCGCUGAUAACAAACAGGAUCCAAGAGGCGAACGCCGCAUCCUCCUCCUGUCAGGAGCCACUUGCAAGGAUGGGCUGUACGACAGGGCACCUGGCGUGCCAAACUCAGCCCCAGACCAACUCAGGCCAGGAAGCUCAGUCUCUCGAGGCUGGGGGUGCAAAAGUCCCUGAGGUGCUCUCCUCUCUUGAGCGUCUGUCCCAGGCCACUGGAGGCAUGGAGAAGUCCUGGUACCGUUGCAUCUUUCCUUUUGGGAUCAUCUCUUUGGUGAUUGGCGUAGCAGGAACUGGGGUAACAUACACCUACAAUGACCUGCCUCAGACUAAAGUGGUUUCUGUGGUGCUACUGGUUAUGGGGCUUUUGCUAUUGCUGAUGGCUACCGCUUGUUGGACUGUCCACAAGAAGAAGAGAAGGAAAAAGAAAGAGGGAGGCUCGUUCACCUCUGAACAGUGUCCCCUCUGAGGAGAAAACUUUGAUAGGAACUUGGUAGCAGAGACAAACCCAGGGGUGGGAGCUCAGAGGUUUGCCUCCCACCACCAAAUCCCCUCUAUUCUUUAUCACAGAGUUUGCCUCAGCUCAAACUGGUGACAACUUGGGCUGACAAAUCAUAGAGUGGAAGGACAGAUAGACAGAACUCCAAGGAUCUGCUAAGUCUGUACGUUUUGGACCAUUUUUUGACCGGCAAGGAGGGAUCACCAAUGCCACACACUCUCUUUUAUCAUCAGACAGCAGGUGUCCAGUGUCAAAACAACUUCCAAGGAGACGCACAAAUAUGCGCUGUGCACUGCGUGCAUACUUACACGCACGAAUACAUGGCCCUUGCAGUCCUCAGUCACACAUGCACUAGCAGUCACAGUGGAAGACUGCACAGACACCCAACACGCUAUGCGGAGCUGCUGCUGGAGUCAAUGCUGGCGUCACUAGGCACGUCAGUCACAGCAUUCCUCCUGCCAGGACAGGUGACUCUCCAAGAGGCCAGAAGUGGGCCAAAGACAGCAACCUGAUACCCAUCCGAAAGAGCAGCUCACCCGCGUCAGCGGCCAGCGUCAUUCACUCGUCCUGUGACACCGCAGCAAUGUGUUGGGGGCUUUUUUUACGCAAUGGGAGAGUGGAACUUGAGUCCAACAGGAUCUUACUGGCAUCUGUGUGGACGAUGAACCGGAGAGGGCAAGGGACCUGUUGGGGAAGUGGAAGGUGUUUGUGCAAAAAAACAAAAAGAUUCUGGUGAACUGAAACACUAGCGGACCUUUUACUUCACUACUGAGGAACAAAAGAUUUGCACAUAUGGAAGCGUCCACGCCAAGCCAGAGAAAUUCUUAGUAAAGCACUGCAAGGCCUUCUGUAGCUUCAACUUAAUGUUACAAAGGAGUGGGGCUCUGACUUUCUGACUGAAUGAAUGCCCUCCUGUCAUUAUGCGAGCAUUUACACUCAGCCUCCUUCAUGGGGCACCAUGGGGCAGGCCAGGAUUAUUGAAGGACACUGCAUGAGGCAACAUGCCACUGCAGGGACACUUUGACUGAUCCUGCUCCCCUAGGGCCCCUCCCGCUUUGUGCCUUGAGCAAGCACUCAUGGAAAAAGGCUCUGUUGCAUUCCCCCAUUUCCAUCUGAACCCCUAAGAAUUUCCCCCUUGUCUCUCCUGCUUUUUGCCCCACCAGGACUGCCCUCAUCAUUGCCCAGUUUCCUGAUGCACCUACUUGUUUCCCCAUUUCCAUAAAGCCUUGUGUGCAGAUUUUCUGCACACAAGUUGAGACACUUUAAUGUAAGCCUCAUAGCCCACAGACAUUUGUCGUUACCCAUCUGUGCCAAAGAAUGUGGAUUGUUUUCUCUCUCAUAGUGGAAAGAAUAUUGACCCAGAGUGAGUAGCAAAUCCCUUUGUCGGACUAAAAAUAGGGUACAAGGCUGUUCUCCAGUGAAUAGUGACGAAGGUUUGCACUCUUAGUGGCUCUGGGGUUUCCCUUUCUAACACUUGUGCUUUCAGAGAGAAUGAAUGAAUGUAGCUGUGCAUGUCUGUAUGUUGGUGUGGUCUCACAGAGGCAACCAAAAGUCAUCUUGUCUUAAAUAUUUCAGUCAUUGAAUGUAACAUUGAAUGGAAGUAAAAAUCAAGAGAAGAUGGCACGCUUGUACAGAAUGUAUAGAUGUGCUAAGGAGUCUAGACCUUCUUGUCUCCAUGUGAAGGGCAGUAGUAGCAGUCUUUUACCCUUGAGAACUACUAUUGAUCAUUGUGCAUUGAUUCUGGUUACCCGGUUAGUGAUGUGUCUUGCGGAGUAAAAUGUGUCUAUGCAUCCAGAGGUAGCAGCUAUCACACUACGCCAAAGAUUGUCCUGGAGGCCUGCAUUCGUCUACACACUUCGGUAGACAUCCAUCGGAUCAGUCUGUUCAUGAACGGCUCCGUUUGCUUUUAGAUGUUCUGUUGCACAGUGAUUGCCAAUCUUACUCCGUUUAAAGAAAGGGAACUAGAGGUAAUUUUGGAUGACAAAAGCAAUCCAGGAAGCCAUUGCUUUCACUUUUAUGUGCAAGUGGGGAGCUAUGCUUGAGGCAAGAUUGGGAUCAGCCAUCCUGAACAGAGCAGUGUUAUUAUGGGGGGAUAUAAUGCAUCUCUGGCAGCAGGGAAAUGCCAAGUUAAUGUGGUGACGUCAGUUUUCUGCAUUAGCUUUAAAAAAAAGGGAAAAAAUCAAUCGUGAGAAUGACAACUUACACUGGCCUUUACUCCCUCCUGAAAUACGGCUUAUGUAUGAAUGCAAUUUUCACAUGUAUAGCGCUCAUUUAUUAUGUAAGACGUUGUGGUUGCAUUGUUUUUCUUGCCAGUAAUCAAGCUAUGUUCUGCCGGUGUGUUAACACUGAAUGGAAAGUGACUUGUAAAAGGGAUUUCUCAUCUGCCUUGUAAAAAAAAACAGGAGUUAAAGGGAAAGUCUACCUCUCUGUGCUGCAGGGGAAAUAUGUCCCUAACCCCGUAGAUAGCCAUGCUGUCUGCCUUUGCUGUUGGUCACUCCACUGAGUGACACAAAAUGUUCAUUCGUGUGCCCUCUAAUUUUGGUGCUGUAUAUAGAUAUGACAAUUUUAUAUUUCUAGUGUAUAUUUGUACUUAAAUGUCAAUUUAAUUGUUGUAUAAUAAAUGUAUGUGUACACUU